AUGAACUUCUUCUUUCAUCUUUGCUUCAGCAUCUUGCUGAGCAGAACAGCUGCAUACCAUGAAAUAGUUUCAGAUUCUUCCGGCACUUACUUAAAACCAGAUUCAAGUCCAAACAAUAGAUUGGAUACCACAGAUCUAAUAGAAGCUGAGUAUGAUUCUACUGAUGAUAAUUACAUUAUUGGUGGUCUUGGAAUAGGCCCUGCAAACUUCUCAAGCUGUUCCGAUAAAGGAAUUUGUUCCACAUGGGGGAACGAUCAUUUUUUUACCUUUGACAAUGAUCUCUAUGAGUUCAGAGGAUCCUGCAACUAUAUUUUUACUACUGUCUGUAACAGUAACACCCCUGAAUUCAACGUCCAAGUUCAGCGAUCCAGUGGGUCGUCCAUUACAAGAAUUAUGAUACAGGUUGGAACCAUCAAUGUGGUCGUCAGUGGAAACACCAUAACACUCAUGGGAAAGAAAAUAAGUUUACCGUACUCCACAAGUGGAAUUGAACUUUUCAAAACUGGAGCCAUAACAAAACUUUUUACUAAACAAAAAGGAUUUGAGCUAAUAGUGACCUGGAGUGGUAACAGCAAUCUUAUGGUGGAAUUAGACAGGAAAUACAUGAAUAGAACUUGUGGACUUUGCGGAAACUUUAAUGGCAUUCACAAAGAUGAUUUUGUAGCGAACGGAAAAAUGUUGACACCUUAUCAAUACGCCAACUUGCAACAGAUGGAUGAUCCUAAUGAAAUUUGUCCUCUUCAUGUGCCACAGAUAAACAGCUUAGAUAGCAAACAAUAUGUAAGUGAAUGUUUAGAUCUUCUGCAGCAAGUUUCCUCUGAAUGUCUGGUAGACAAGACCCAAUUUCUAAAAAGGUGCCAACAAGACCUGCAACAGUGUGAUGUUCCUGGAGACAAAAACUGUGCAUGUGCCACCCUCUCAGAGUACUCCACCAGAUGUGCCCUUUGCUUCCAACCAAUAAACAACUGGAGAAACAAGAAUUUAUGUCCUUUGGACACAUGUCUGUCCAACCAGAUUUAUGAAGAAUGUGCAAGUCCAUGUAGUCCUACAUGCUCCAACCCCCAAUACACCUGUAAUUCACACUGCGUGUACGGAUGCUUCUGCCCACAAGGCACCGUCCUUGAUGACCUCUCCAAAAAUUUCACCUGUGUCUCUGUCAGCGACUGUCCUUGUUUUUAUAACGGACAAGUCUACAGCCCAGGAGAUCAUAUAAGCACCGAGUGCAGUCUUUGUGAGUGUCAAAUGGGUCAGUGGAGCUGCGAUAACACUCCUUGUCCAGGUAGAUGCUCCAUAGAAGGUGGCUCUGUUGUCACAACAUUUGAUACGGACACAUAUCGAUUUCAUGGAGCUUGUGUUUAUGCCCUUGUCACGAGUUCUAACUUUCCUGAUGGAGGAAGUGUGAUGGGAACAUUUGAGAAGUGCGGAGUGAGCUCUUCAGAAACUUGUUUCACCAAUGUUAUCUACACAUCUUCAAGUGGAGUAAUAAUGCUAUCAAAGCAGGAACAAAUCACAGUCAAUGGACAGAUAAAGGAACUGCCAUAUGUUACAGAUGAUAUUAUAGUGAUAAGAGUGUCCUCCACAAACAUCCUCCUCUUCACAACAUUUGGCCUUGAGAUUAUGGUGCAGAGAGUCCCUGUCUUCAGUGCCUACAUUAAGUUGAAAAGAGAUUACUUUGGAAACACCAAAGGUCUGUGUGGAAACUUCAAUGCUGAAACUAAGGAUGACUUCCUUUCCAGUUCUGGGAUCGUAGAGGGAACAGUGACAGUGUUCGUAGACUCCUGGCGGGCAGCUACAAACUGUAAACCAGCUGAGAAUAUGGAUGUUAACCCUUGCUCCAUGAGUAUAUCUAAUGAACUAUAUGCACAGUCACAUUGCUCUGUUCUGGUCAGCCACGGAACUCCAUUUCAAACAUGCCAUUCCAUGGUGGAUCCAGACCCUUACUACAAGGCAUGUGUCUACGAAGCUUGCAAUUACCAAGAAACGGUUAACUUCAUUUGCUCUUCUCUGGGAUCUUAUGCCCGGGCCUGUGCUGCCAAAGGAAUCCUCCUAAACGACUGGAGGACCUUCACCAAUUGCACUAUUAACUGCAGUGAUAACCAGACCUUCAGCUAUGAGUCUACCCCCUGUGGUCGGACCUGUCUCUCUCUUUCUAAUAUGGAGCUGGAGUGCUACCCCAUUGACAUCCCAAUUGACGGCUGUAACUGUCCUCUGGGACUGUACCUGAAUAGCAAACGGCAGUGUGUUCCAAAAUCACAAUGUCCCUGCUACUUGGAUGCAAACACUAUCGUAAUGCCCAACCAGCAAACCACCUUCAAUGGUCUCACAUGUUAUUGCGUCAGUGGAAGACUCAGCUGCAUAGGAAAACCAAUGGAUUUUUUAGAAACUUGCAUGGCUCCUAAAGUAAUGAAGACCUGUGGGUCCCUGUCUGAUAAAUUCGGAGCAGCUUGUGCCCCAACAUGUCAGCUUCUGGCUACUGGUAUCCGCUGCGUACCCACUAAGUGUGAGGCUGGUUGUGUUUGCCCUGCUGGGACGUAUGAGGAUCUUGAUGGCAGCUGUGUAGAAGAGAGCGAUUGUUCCUGUGAAUAUGGUGGCAUCAUUUACAGAAGUGGAGAGUCCAUGUUUGGAGAUUGUCAAAGCUGCACCUGCAGCGGAGGACAAUGGCAUUGUGAGGAGACUCCGAACUGUUCCUCCACCUGUAUGAUGUUUGGGGAGAGUCACAUCAAAACAUUCGACGGACAACAAUACUUGUUUGAUGGGAACUGUGAAUACACCUUAGUCACUGAUGGAUGUGGAUUGAACACAUCAUCGUCUUCAUUUAAGAUAGUCACAGAAAAUGUCAUUUGUGGAACCACUGGAGCAACCUGCGCUCGGUCAAUGACAGUCACCAUUGGGAACAUAGAGCUAAAGUUGUUUGAUGGAAAAUAUACCAUCUCCCAUGAAACACCCGAUGUGGAUAUUGUAGUACAGAACAACACCCUCUACAUCAUGUUUGAUAUCACUAUCCCUGAUAAGUUCUACAUCUCACUCACCUGGAACAAGAAUAUGAAUUUGUUCAUCAAGAUAUUAAAGCUUGGCAAGGAAUCAGUAUGUGGUCUUUGUGGAAACUAUAAUGGAAACAUGAAUGAUGACUUUGAAACAAGAAGCAAAUAUGUGGCUUCUACUCAGCUUGAGUUCAUAAACUCAUGGAAAGAUAGACCAACAUGCAUGGAUGUCAACGCUGUCGUAGAUCCCUGUGGACAAAAUCCACAACGGAAGAGCUGGGGUGAAAAGAGUUGUCAAGUUCUGAAGUCUAAACCUUUUGAGGCCUGCAAUAAAGUGGUGAAUCAUCAAAAAUACUUUCAGGCUUGUCUAAAUGAUGCUUGUGCAUGUGACACAGGAGGAGACUGUGAAUGCCUUUGUGAAGCUGUCCAAGCCUAUGCUGCAGCAUGUCUUAGUGCUGGAAUUUGUGUUGACUGGAGAACACCAGAUUUUUGCCCCGUUUACUGUGACUAUGAAAACACACAUAUUAACACUGGGAAUGGAAAUGGAAAUGAAAUUAGUCCAGACAUAAAUUGCACAUGGCACUACCAGCCUUGCCAGUGUCCAUUUACUCCUCAGAACUAUCCUCAUCAAAAUAAUGAAGGAUGCUACCAAUGCGGCCAUGACAAGUACUAUGAUCCAGUCAAAAAGACAUGCGUCCCUUGUAAACCAGCACAGUACAUGUCUGAACCAUCAACUACAACAUCAGUGCCAAGCACAGCGCCUACAUCAACCCCAACUUCAACAUCAAGCACAGUUCCAGGUAAAAGCAAAGAAUUAAGUUCAAAUUACCAAAUAUUGCCAAGUGUGUGCUUUUUGUCUUGA
This is a messenger RNA of Bufo bufo (common toad), 3843 nucleotides long. Its product is annotated as mucin-6-like. Gene Ontology annotation, molecular function: protein binding. Lineage: Eukaryota; Metazoa; Chordata; Amphibia; Anura; Bufonidae. The record is from RefSeq and is a predicted model, not a curated record. The transcript is spliced from 33 exons. Gene Ontology annotation, cellular component: extracellular matrix. The coding region runs from base 1 to 3843 and encodes 1280 amino acids.